Oxyura jamaicensis (ruddy duck) is the source of this 792-nucleotide messenger RNA. RefSeq names its product EEF1A lysine methyltransferase 4 (gene EEF1AKMT4). The transcript is spliced from 2 exons. The record is from RefSeq and is a predicted model, not a curated record. Lineage: Eukaryota; Metazoa; Chordata; Aves; Anseriformes; Anatidae. Bases 1 to 792 code for a protein of 263 amino acids.
AUGCCGCCGCCUGCCUCCGUCCCUCCCCGGGGCCGCGUUUCCAGCCGGACCCGGCGGGACGAGGCGCAGCCCGGAAGGCUCCGCUCUCCUUUCCCGUCCCCGCCGCCGCCGCCGCCGCCGCCAUGCGGUCGAACCCCCCCCCGGUACGGGGAGAGGCGCUACUGGGACGAGCGGUACCGGGAAGGGGCCGCCGAGCCCCGGGAGUGGUUGGGGGGCUUCGGGCGUUUCAGCGAGCUGCUGGAGGCAGAGCUGAGGCACGGAGACAGCGUCCUCGUCCUCGGCUGCGGGACCAGCGCCCUGAGCUACGAGCUGCACGAGCGGGGCUACCAGGACGUCACCAGCAUCGACUUCUCGCCCGCCUGCAUCGAGGCCAUGCGCGCCCGCUACGCCCGCUGCCCCCGCCUGCGCUGGGCCGUCAUGGACAUGCGCGCCCUGGCCUUCCCCGACGCCUCCUUCGACGUGGUGCUGGAGAAGGGCACCCUGGACGUGCUGCUGGUGGACGAAAAAGACCCCUGGCGCGUCUCGCCCCGGGCCGCCGCCGCCAUGCACCGGGUGCUGGCGGAGGUACGGCGGCACGGAGCCGGGGGGUGUUUGGGGUGGUGGGGGGUGGGGGGACACACGGGGGAAAUGCCCGUCCCCUCCCCGCUGCUGGUGCUGUUUGCCUGCUGUGAUGCCCCGCACCGGGGGCAGGAUGCGUCCCCGCGUGUGGAUACGCGGGGGGGGCGCGGCGGUGACCCUGCCAGCCCCGGGGACGGUGACAUCCUAUGGCCCCCCCAUCUUCGAUCUCGUUAG